AUGAACUGUUUUUUUCAACAGGCUGUGUGCGAUCAUAAAUGUCGUUUUAUUCAUUGCUAUGCUGGGAAUGUGGGUUCAGUACAUGAUCAACGGGUUUUCAGAUUAUCUGAACUGAAAAAUUACCUUGAUGACGCAACCAAAUUUCCUAAUAACACCCAUUUAAUUGGUGAUUCCGCUUAUACCUUGCAUGAACACAGUGCCGGAGCAAUCGUCGGGGCGAGCGGGACAUGUGCCCCGGGCCCCGCGAUUUUGGGGCCCGAUAUUUAUAGUGCUCCCACCUGA
Macrosiphum euphorbiae (potato aphid) is the source of this 282-nucleotide messenger RNA. Lineage: Eukaryota; Metazoa; Arthropoda; Insecta; Hemiptera; Aphididae. The record is from the annotation of a GenBank genome assembly.